AUGGCUAACACAAUGGAACCUCAAAGUAAAAGGGCUAAGCUAGACCAGAAAAAGAUUGGCACCCACUCAGGCACAUUCCACUGUGAUGAAGCAUUGGCCGUUUUCCUUCUCCGCAACACCGACAAAUACAAGAACUCCGAGGUAACACGGACGCGAGAUCCAGCAGUAUUGGCAACAUGCGAUAUUGUAGUGGAUGUCGGCGCUGUUUACGACGAGUCUCGCAAUCUCUUCGACCACCAUCAACGCGGUUUCACUGAGGUUUUCGGUCAUGGAUUCGAGACCAAGCUCUCGUCUGCCGGUCUCAUCUACAAGCAUUUUGGGAAAGAGAUUGUGGCAAACAAGACCCAACUCUCCAUAGACGACAACAAGGUCAACACUUUAUGGCUAAAAAUUUAUGAACAAUUCAUUGAAGCCAUAGAUGCCAUCGACAAUGGCAUUUCUCAAUAUCCUUCUGACCUAAAACCGCGAUAUAAGAGUAACACCCACCUUGGAAGUCGCGUCGCGUCCCUCAACCCUGCCUGGAACCAACCAAUCAGUUCAGAGAUACUUGAUGCCCAAUUCGAGAAGGCCUCUUUACUCACUGGCGAGGAGUUCCUCUCCAAAUUGAACUUCUACGCCAAUGCUUGGCUUCCUGCCCGCGACCUAUUGACCUCUGCAAUCGCAACUAGCAAAAAUACUGAUCCCAGUGGCAAAAUAAUUGUCUUGGACCAGUUUUUACCGUGGAAGGAACAUCUCUUCGACUUGGAAGGUGAACAGCAAGUUCCCCCAGGUCAAGCGAUCUACAUCGUCUACCCAGACGAUAGUGGCAGUUGGCGGGUGCAAGCCGUCCCCCUAUCAUCUGACAGCUUUGAGAGUAGGAAGGCAUUACCUGAGGCUUGGAGAGGACUACGGGAUGACACUUUGUCGGAAGCUUCAGGCAUUGAAGGGGGCAUAUUCGUCCAUGCAUCGGGUUUCAUUGGGGGAAAUAAAACGAAGGAAGGGGCGCUGAAACUCGCGCAAACGGCGCUCACCAUGUAA
Mycena indigotica is the source of this 1017-nucleotide messenger RNA. RefSeq lists its product as uncharacterized. Gene Ontology annotation, cellular component: nucleus; cytoplasm. The transcript is spliced from 9 exons. Bases 1 to 1017 code for a protein of 338 amino acids. The record is from RefSeq and is a predicted model, not a curated record. Lineage: Eukaryota; Fungi; Basidiomycota; Agaricomycetes; Agaricales; Mycenaceae.